Messenger RNA from Xiphophorus maculatus (southern platyfish), 2999 nucleotides. RefSeq names its product protein phosphatase 1H. Gene Ontology annotation, biological process: protein dephosphorylation. Lineage: Eukaryota; Metazoa; Chordata; Actinopteri; Cyprinodontiformes; Poeciliidae. The transcript has 10 exons. Gene Ontology annotation, molecular function: protein serine/threonine phosphatase activity. The record is from RefSeq and is a predicted model, not a curated record. Bases 354 to 1937 code for a protein of 527 amino acids.
UGCCACCGUAUUUCCGCGUUCACGCAGUUAUCAAUGACUCUUUAUGGAGGUACACCAGCAGCGGCGUCGCUGCUGUUGUUGUUGUUGUUGUUGUUGUUGUUGUUAUCAUCGCCCUGCACGGUGGCGGCUGACUGUUGUCUGCUCUGAAUCAAUGAGACCUUAACUACCAGAGGAGCUUCCUCCAUCUCCUCCUCAUCCUCAUCCUCAUCCCCCCAGCAACCACCGCUUCCUUUCGAGCCCUGUCGUCGAGCAGCAGCGCGGACGAGCUGGGGGGGAAUCCGGGGAAAGGGAGCCGCGGCGCCGCGCACCGGCCGACGGACACAGCGGCGCGGCGCGGCGGCGGCAACAACAACAUGCUCACCCGGGUCAAGACGGCCGUGGCCGGGUUCAUGGGUGGGAUCAUGACCGGGGGGAGCUCCGGUGGGGGCGGGAAUUCGUCUUCGGAUUUGCCGAUGAAAUUUCCCUACAUGAGACCUGAGUUCCUGGGACUGUCCGCGGAUGAAAUCGAGUGCUCCGCGGACCACAUAGCCCGGCCCAUCCUCAUCCUGAAGGAAACCAGGAGAUUACCGUGGGCCACCGGAUACGCUGAGGUGAUCAAUGCUGGUAAGAGCGCGUUGAACGAGGACCAGGCCUGCUGCGAGGUGGUCGUGGCCAGAAGGAGACCGAUGAGCUACUGUCCCCCGUCCACGCCCAGCAAGACCCCGACGGCCAAGAGACGCAACUCGCUCCCCAACGGCGAGGCCCUGGGCCUCCGCGUGGAACACAUGAUGGGCGAGGAGAGCGAAGGGCUCGUGUUCCACUACUGGGCUUUGUUCGACGGUCACGCCGGCUCAGGCGCGGCGGUCGUCGCCUCCCGCCUGCUGCAGCACCACAUCGCCUGCCAGCUUCAAGCCGUCAUAGAGAUCCUGCGCAACCUCCACUCGCCGCCCCCCACCGUGCUGGGCGAGGAGCCCGACAGCAGCCCCUACCUGCAGGGGAACCCCCCGGGGCCGCACCGCGCCCUGACGCGGGCCGCCUCGCUGCGGGGGGCCGCCGGCGCCCCGAGCUCGCCGUGCAGCACUCCACCUCCGCCGCGCUUCUACAUGGAGAAGAAGGUCCAACACGAGAGCCUGGUGAUCGGAGCAAUAGAGAACGCCUUCAAGGAGAUGGACGCCCAGCUCGAGAGGGAGAAACAAGUGUACAGCAUCAGCGGCGGAUGCACGGCGCUCACCGUGGUUUACCUGCUGGGGAAGUUGUACGUCGGGAACGCAGGCGACAGCAGGGCCAUCAUCAUUAGAGGCAACGAGAUCGUCUCCAUGUCGACGGAGUUCACGCCAGAGUCAGAACGCCAGCGACUGCAGUUCCUGGGCUACAUGCAGCCGCAGCUGUUGGGGAACGAGUUCACGCAUUUGGAGUUCCCCCGCAGGGUUCAGAGGAAGGAGGUGGGCAAGCGGAUGCUCUACAGGGACUUCACCAUGAACGGAUGGGCAUACAAGACUGUUGAGGAUGAAGAUCUCAAGUUUCCUCUUAUUUACGGCGAAGGCAAAAAGGCGCGGGUCCUGGCAACCAUCGGAGUGACCCGGGGGCUCGGUGACCACGACCUCAAAGUUCACGACUCCAACAUUUACAUCAAGCCGUUCCUGUCCUGUAUUCCUGAGGUGAAGGUGUACAACCUGACGCAGCACGAACACGGGACCGACGACGUCAUGGUGAUGGGAACCGACGGCCUCUGGGACGUCCUGACCAACGAGGAGGUAGCCGAAGCCGUCACCACUUUCCUGUCCAACUGCGACCCCGACGACCUGCACAGGUACACGAUGGCGGCGCAAGACCUGGUGAUGCGAGCGCGGGGCGUGCUGAGAGACAGAGGCUGGAGGAUCACCAACGAGCGGCUGGGCUCCGGAGACGACAUCUCCGUCUUCAUCAUCCCCUUGAUGUACGGCAACCGGCAGCCCUGACCCGGUCCCCGCAGGGCGGCCCGUAAACAUGAACGAACCGGAUCGAUAAGUCCCGAACACUGAAAACUCCUUCUGAUUACCUAUUUUAUUUAUUUCCCUUUUAAAAAAAAAAAGAGAAAAAAAAUGAAGGAGAAAAAAAAAACAUAAACAUACUCUGCUGGUGCUUCGUUUCUCUGAAUCGGUUUAAAAUUGAAGAAACUGAUGUUUGAAGGUUUUAAAAGGCGGCGAUGCACACGACUACACCCGGACUUUGUGAAAUAAGGGAAUAGGGGAAGAAAAACUUCUUUCUUGUCCUACUUUUCUCACCCUUUCUUUCUCUCCCGUCCUGUUUGGCCGAUCUUAUCUCAAGAAUCAUGCCACCGUCGUCUGAACUUGGACCCAGCUGACAGGUCGGCUGCUUUUUUUUUUCUUUUUCUCUCCGUUUUGCCACAAUGUGGCAUUUGAAGGCUCAGUUGCUGAUGAACGGCGUCCUUGGACAAACGGCGCGAUCGUUGAAGGCAACCUGGUUGAAGAUAAAACCUCCUGAACCAACAUUUGGAACAUUAUGUGCUAAAGUUGGUUCUAAAGUUUACACUGCUGGGCUCAUAUAAAGUUUGGUUAGUAUUUAAUUUGUCUACGGUUUUAUCUUUUCACUGUGUUGCGCACUAUCUGACAUGAGUUAAUGUUCUUUAACAAUGCACUUUUUACAAAAAAAAUCAUAUUUCUUAUUUGCUUUUCAUCGCUUUGUUAAAGUAUCCCAAGCACUUUAAGCUUUUUCCCAUUUUCUCAUGUUGCAACAACAAACUUCUCUGCAUUUCGGUGGGCUUUAUUUAACAGACCAACACAAAGUUGUUGUUUGUUACAAUGAUGCUGCCACCACCGUGUUUUACCAUGGGAAUGGUGUGUUCAGGGUGAGGGGGAGAAAAAAGAAGUGAAAUUUAGCUAUGGUUUCUGUACUAGAUUUGAGUCUGGACUUGGAUUGAGCCUUUCAAUAGGAAACAUUUCCAUGUCCCCUGUGGAUUAAAGCAUCCCCACAGCAUCAUUCUGCCACUACUAUGUUUCGCCAUGGCAUGCAUUUGUACU